AUGAUGGCAGCUUCUGUCAAAGUCAUUGAACUGGGCUUCGUCCAGGAGGCGGAAUCAUGGCGGCUGCGUAGCCUCCAGUUCCCCAGUAAGACGGGAGGUCGGCCGGCGUGGCUGGGUGAGGCGGGGGUCCCGGGCCCGGAAGCUGUACAGUGCGGGCUGUGCGGGAAGCCCCUGGCCUUCUUAUUACAGGUCUAUGCGCCGUGUACGGGCAGCUUCCACCGGACCAUCUUCAUCUUCUGCUGCCGGGACCCUCAGUGUCACCAUGGGGCGGAGAGGCGGUGCUUUAAAGUUUUUAGGAACCAGCUCCCUCGGAAAAAUGAUACUUAUUCUUAUGGCCCACCGCCUGAUUCACCGCCACCUGCAAGUGAAGACUCCAUAAGCUUUCAACUGAAGUGUGGCCUUCGUCUCUGCAGAGUAUGCGGCUGCUUGGGACCAAAAACAUGCUCCAAAUGUCAUAAAGUCAAUUACUGUAGCAGAAUACAUCAGUUGAUGGAUUGGAAGUUACAACAUAAACAUCUGUGUAAUGAGUCUUUUGAUGCGCAGGGUGUUCAGGUUGCAGUUCACGGAUUCCUGUUUCCAGAAUAUGAAAUUGUCACAGAACCAGAGGAGACAGAUUCUGAUGAUGACAGCACAGGAAUGGAGUUGGACACUUUGACAUCAGAGGACACAUCUUCAUGUAUUGAAUCGUCCUUGGAUGAAUUAAAAUUGGAUGAGAAUGAACUGAGUGCUAUGGCAAAACAAGAAACCAAAGAAGACAAGAUAUUUAACAGCUUCAAGAAACGGAUUUCUUCAGAACCAGAGCAGGUCCUGAGGUAUUGUAAAGGUGGAGAUCCUCUCUGGCUUUCACUCCAACAUAUCCCAGAAAAGGAUGAUAUUCCUAAGUGUGCAUGCGGAGCCAAAAGAAUGUUUGAAUUUCAGGUAAUGCCGCAGCUCCUGAACCAUCUGAAAGUGGACAGCCUUGAAGAAAGCAUUGAUUGGGGUAUUCUAGCAGUGUACACGUGUGCUGCCAACUGCAAUGCAGAGAAACAUUAUGUGGAGGAAUUCCUGUGGAAACAAGAUGUGCCAGGAAAUACCAUGUGA
Messenger RNA from Staurois parvus, 1080 nucleotides. The record is from the annotation of a GenBank genome assembly. Lineage: Eukaryota; Metazoa; Chordata; Amphibia; Anura; Ranidae.